ACAGCAGUGGAAGUUAAAUUGUGCUGCAUAUAAAAAAUGGGCGGAUUGGUCUUCCGAUGAGAGAUUGGUACCACCUUCCAUUCUAAAAUAAAAUCACCCUGGCAUGAAGUCACUGACUAUUUCACAUCCGGUUUACUCAAGGACAAACUACCAUUGUCCUGAUAAAGUAAAUAUUUAUUUGUGCGAAAUCACCGUAUUUCGUAAAGAUUUUGCACUCAGAUCACUAAUUUGCUGGGGACUCGGAAGAGUUUAACUCCCCACACCAAUGAAUAGUGCGCGAGACCUGCGCAAACUCAGCGUCGUCAGCAGCAGCUCCUUGAGCCUCAAGCUAAAAUUCGGCUGAUCGGAGAUCUUUGAGGAUUUUUGUCAUCGUAUCAGUGUUCAAAGGGUAUCCAUAAAAGUUGAAGGACACGGAACGGUCGCAUAUCUGAGGUGCAUUGCUGGACACCUGUGCUUGCUGGAAUGAUGUUCGCCCAGCAUCGAACCCACUACUUGUGUAUAUGGGCCUGCUUACUUGUGGCAAACGUGUUCGGAGGGAAAAGCUCGGGAACGAAUGGUGUUACAGAUGAACAGAAGGACAACACCACAGUGUUCACGAGGAUCCUGGACAGCCUUCUGGACGGAUACGACAACCGUCUAAGGCCAGGGCUCGGAGAGCGUGUAACCGAAGUCAAGACUGACAUUUUCGUGACGAGUAUCGGGCCUGUCUCUGACCACGACAUGGAGUACACCAUUGAUGUGUUUUUCCGACAAAGCUGGAAGGAUGAGAGGCUAAAGUUCAAGGGGCCCAUGGCUGUGCUCCGUCUCAACAACCUGAUGGCCAGCAAAAUCUGGACACCAGACACGUUCUUUCACAACGGAAAGAAGUCUGUUGCUCACAAUAUGACCAUGCCCAACAAGCUCCUUCGAAUUACAGAGGAGGGCACACUGCUUUACACAAUGAGGCUGACGGUCAGGGCAGAGUGUCCCAUGCACCUUGAGGACUUUCCCAUGGACGCCCACGCCUGCCCACUCAAGUUUGGCAGCUACGCCUACACCCGCUCAGAGGUGGUGUACGUGUGGACGAGAGGAGCAAUGCAGUCCGUGGUGGUGGCCGAAGACGGAUCCCGACUCAAUCAAUAUGACUUGAUGGGACAGACGGUUGACUCCGGGGUGGUUCAGUCCAGUACUGGAGAGUACGUUGUCAUGACGACACACUUCCAUUUGAAGAGGAAGAUCGGCUACUUUGUCAUUCAGACCUACUUGCCGUGCAUCAUGACAGUCAUCCUGUCCCAGGUGUCCUUCUGGCUCAAUCGGGAGUCCGUGCCUGCCAGGACUGUGUUUGGAGUGACCACUGUACUCACCAUGACCACCCUCAGUAUCAGCGCUAGGAACUCCCUCCCCAAAGUGGCCUACGCCACGGCCAUGGAUUGGUUCAUCGCUGUGUGCUACGCCUUUGUGUUCUCGGCACUCAUCGAGUUCGCCACUGUCAACUACUUCACAAAGAGAGGCUAUGCUUGGGACGGAAAAAGCGUGGUGCCAGAGAAGCAAAAGAAGAAAAAGGAGUCCCUCCUGCAGAAGAACAACACGUCGUAUGCCGCGGCCACCGCCACAGCCUUCGCCCCGAACAUUGCCAGGGACCCGGGCCUGGCCACCAUCGCCAAGAGCGCCCCUCCGCCGCCCACCGAGCCCAAGGAGGAGCCCAAGCCCAAGCCGCCAGAGGCCAAGAAGACCUUCAACAGCGUCAGCAAGAUCGACAGGAUCGCUAGAAUAGCCUUCCCCUUGCUCUUCGGAACCUUCAACCUGGUCUACUGGGCAACGUACUUGAACAAGAAGCCCAAAUUACAGGGCAUGCAACCUCACUAAUCCUACCAGUCCUCUCUCUCUCUCUCUCUCUCUCUCUCUCUCUCUCUCUCUCUCUCUCUCUCUUUCCCCUUUCUUGCUUUCCUUUCUUUUCUCUCUUUCU
Molecule: messenger RNA, 1945 nt
Organism: Alosa sapidissima (American shad)
Lineage: Eukaryota; Metazoa; Chordata; Actinopteri; Clupeiformes; Clupeidae
Gene: gabra1
Product: gamma-aminobutyric acid type A receptor subunit alpha1
Exons: 10
Coding region: 463-1845 (460 amino acids)
Biological process (GO): gamma-aminobutyric acid signaling pathway; monoatomic ion transmembrane transport; synaptic transmission, GABAergic
Cellular component (GO): synapse; dendrite membrane; postsynapse
Molecular function (GO): GABA-A receptor activity; benzodiazepine receptor activity; GABA-gated chloride ion channel activity
Source: RefSeq, a predicted model, not a curated record